Limulus polyphemus (Atlantic horseshoe crab) is the source of this 1154-nucleotide messenger RNA. RefSeq names its product neuroligin-2-like. The transcript has 5 exons. Lineage: Eukaryota; Metazoa; Arthropoda; Merostomata; Xiphosura; Limulidae. Gene Ontology annotation, molecular function: signaling receptor activity; neurexin family protein binding. Gene Ontology annotation, biological process: neuron cell-cell adhesion; synaptic vesicle endocytosis; postsynaptic membrane assembly. The record is from RefSeq and is a predicted model, not a curated record. Gene Ontology annotation, cellular component: cell surface; synapse. The annotation marks the transcript as partial.
AGCUUAGGAAAUUUUCCAAUUCGUGCUGUACCCGUGAUAGACAGACAAGGAACAGCCAAUCCGGUCAUCCCAGACGAUCCUCUUGGCCUCCUCCAGCGGGGGAACUUUAUAAGAGUACCGUUGGUUAUUGGUAUCAAUAGGGACGAAGGUGCCUUUUUUUAUCCACUGCUGAAAAACGGAUACGCGGAAAACUCCCGUCGAAAUACGGGUUACCUCCGAGACAUCCUCAUUCCCAGAUUUCUACAAUCGACCUCUGACCUUGCGACAAAUUCUGCUGUAGUCGAGGCUAUUAUGUUUGCUUACUUCGUGGGAGUUGAUACUGCCAACCUAACUGAAAUUCUUAAGCCUUUUAUUAACAUGACGACUGAUGCCAUGUAUGUAGCGUGUCAUGACUUGACCUCCAAAACUUACGCCCAGUUGAACAUACCUACUUAUAUGUAUGUGUUUGAACACCGUGGGGUAAACAGCAUGAUUGACCUCCAGCUGAAUCAACAAAUGCCAAAGGUGGAUGCAGGUGUGUCACAUGGCGAUGAGCUAUUUUAUCUUUUCGACUUACAAGUGGAUGGAAUCCAACCUCUUUCGCGACUGGAUAGUUUGAUAAGUACCCGGAUGGUAACCUUGUGGACAGACUUUGCAAAAUAUGGAGAUGCACCGCAUUUUGUGAAUUAUGAAUAUCCUGCAAAAUGGCCUCGUCUCCAGCCAGACAAUCUCACAUAUUACCGUAUAGAACGAGAUCUGAGAAUAUCCCGAGAUUACCGCCAGAGGGAAUCAGAUUUAUGGUUGCAUCACCUUCCAUCUCUUGCGGAAAUUCAUACGCUACCCCCAACAACAAGUCCCCUGGUGGAAGAAAAAGUGGAGCCCGUGUACCGAACUUUGGCUUGGGCUAUGGUGGCUGUUGCGAUAGCUCUCUUCAUUCUUGUGAUUGUUCUUUUGGGUUUCUUGUACAAUCAAAGAAAAAGUCAAAGCUUUAAGGCCAGUCCAGAACUGGGACACUCAAGGAUGUCAGGGUCCAUGUCUGGUUCCACGCUGUAUUGACGGCGCGCCGAGUCCACUCACUCGUGAUCCAUCUAGGAUUCGAGUUAAAUGUGCUUGAGGUUGUCUUGAUUAAAAGUGUGGUAAAACAAGAGCACGCGGCUGCAUCUUGCAAUUCGUUC